UAACGCCCUUCGAACGUACCGAAUUGGCUCCGCCCACUGCCAUAGUCUACUCCUCUAUUACUGCUCAGAAUUCCCCGGGUUCCUCCGGAACUGUUCGGUCGUUUCCGUCUCCACAUCGGUACCAAUCGGCUCUUUCUAUUUGUCCAGCCGCCGCCCCCUCCCUUUUUGCGUUCAGGCUCGUUUGUUUUCGUCUUGCCGAGGCUUUGAUCGAAUCUAUUCGGAAGCCCUCGAAUCGGGUUUAACCAUAAUCGGAGAUAUUCGGCUAUCUUCGGACCUGGGGAUGAGGCGCUGGGGCACUUGGGUGUUUGGGGCUGGUUUGAGACCGGAAGUACGUGGGUUACUGGGCUGGCUCUGCUUAGGGUUUUCAGGAAACAUGGAAGAGACUGCGGGAGUUGGAGCUGAAAGACUCUAGUGAUCUCUGGGCGCCCUUUGAGAGGAAAGGGGAGGUAACUAACAGGAUGCCACUGGGAUCGUCAUCUUCGUCAAUGCCACCAUCCUUCCCUUCUGUAUUACCUUCGGUGCCAGAUGACAUUGCCGGCUCAUCCCCUCCUCCAAUGUCUUACAUCACUUCCCAGGAGAUGAAGUGUAUUCUUCACUGGUUUGCCAGUUGGUCAGGUCCCCAGCGGGAACGUUUUCUACAAGACCUGGUAGCUAAGGCAGUGCCUGGAAAGCUGCAGCCUCUGCUGGAUGGUCUGGAGCAGCUUAGUGUAUCUGGGGCAAACCGGCCACCGUGUAUCUUUGAGUGUCAGCUAAGGCUUUGGGAUCAGUGGUUUCGAGGUUGGGCUGAUCAGGAGCGCAAUGAGUUUGUCAGACAGCUGGAGGUCAGUGAGCCAGAUUUUGUGGCAAAGUUUUACCAAGAAGUAGCAGCCACUGCCGGUAAAGACUGAUAGCCAAUCAGAUCAAGAAGAUAACUAUGUCUGAUCAAGCCAAAGACCAUGACUAUAGUGACAAUUGAGUGCAAGUAUGUCACUUAGAGAUUUGCCUGACUGCUGGGGUAGUGGUGUGCACUUUUCUCCAGCACCAGGAGGCAGAGGCAGCCUAGCCUACAUAUCAAGUUCCAGAACAGCCAGUGCUACAAAGAGAGACCCUGCCUCUGGGGAAGAAAAUUGUGUGAACUUCAUGGUGAGUGCCAGCACUGUUUUUAACUUAGCGCUGCACCUGGACUCUGUAAAUGUCAUCUAUUUAGACAAAUCUGGUUAUGGCACGUACCUGCUUUAGCAGGAGAUGUCUAAAUUCAAGAAUUUAAUGACUUUUGUUACUGUAACUAAAUGAACCUGUAUUUUAUAACUCAGGCCUAUUGCUGGCCCAGAUAGCUGGUUUUACCGCAUUCACCCAACUCUAGUAUAAAAUGUGAUGCCCCAAUUGUUGGAUUUUCCAGUGAUGAUUUAAUAAAUUAAGGAAAAUCAAGAGAAGAAAAUAAUUACUUGAUCCUUUGCAUUGUUUGACUCCAAAGAGCAAUGAAUGUUAGAUAAACAUCAAAUAGCAACCUUUUCUAAAGCGUGUGUGAUGCACUUAGAGCUGGUGGCAAAUGUUCCUGUUCUGCCAUUGGUCCACAACAGUCUGAAAGUAACUGAUGCUUCACAAAUUAAACUGUUAAUUUGUGGGGGAGUAUCAAAAUAAAGGAGAGUU
Chionomys nivalis (European snow vole) is the source of this 1629-nucleotide messenger RNA. RefSeq names its product chromosome 12 C14orf119 homolog (gene C12H14orf119). The transcript is spliced from 2 exons. The record is from RefSeq and is a predicted model, not a curated record. Lineage: Eukaryota; Metazoa; Chordata; Mammalia; Rodentia; Cricetidae. The coding region runs from base 459 to 887 and encodes 142 amino acids.